CGACAACGGACGGCUGAACUUCCGCCCCAGCACUUUGGAAUCUAUCGUCCCAUAACCGCAAGAAUGGCAGCUACUCAUGGAGGUGCUAUUUCCAAGCGGAGGAAGUUCGUAGCUGACGGUGUCUUCUACGCCGAGCUGAACGAGUUCUUCCAGCGCGAGCUGGCCGAGGAAGGCUACUCGGGCGUGGAAGUGCGAGUCACGCCCACCGUGACCGACAUCAUCAUCCGGGCCACCCACACACAAGAAGUGCUCGGCGAGCAGGGCCGCCGCAUCCGCGAGCUCACGUCGCUGAUCCAGAAGCGCUUCAAGUUCCCCGAAAACUCCGUCUCGCUGUACGCUGCCAAGGUCCAGAACCGCGGUCUCUCGGCCGUCGCCCAGUGCGAAUCCCUCCGAUACAAGUUGCUCAACGGUCUGGCUGUGCGACGGGCUUGCUAUGGUGUGCUGCGGUUCAUCAUGGAGAGUGGCGCUAAGGGCUGCGAGGUUGUGGUCAGCGGCAAGCUGAGGGCUGCGCGUGCUAAGAGCAUGAAGUUCACUGACGGCUUCAUGAUCCAUUCUGGUCAACCAGCCAAGGACUUUAUCGACGAGGCAACUCGCCACGUCCUCCUCCGCCAGGGUGUGUUGGGUAUCAAAGUCAAGAUCAUGCGUGGAUCGGAUCCCGAGGGCAAGGCCGGCCCCACCAAGACGCUGCCAGACUCCGUCACUAUUAUUGAGCCGAAGGAGGAGCAGACUGUUGUGCAGCCCAUGUCCCAGGACUACGGCGCAAAGGCCGUGGCUGCCCAGCAGGCCGCAGAGGCCCAGAGACAGGCGGAACAGGCGGAGAGCGGCGAGGCGCCAGCGGAGGGAUUCACAGCUGAAGAGUAGGGGAUGCUGUUGACGGAGGCUAGAUGAUGACUGAUGGCGGGUGAAUCUUCUUUUGCAUUCGGACGGGACAACUCAUGGGCUGUCAAGGAGUCAUAGUGCUGUCUGUACCUACUGGCCACAAAUCCUAAUCUGGCUACACUUCACUUCUCCCGCGAGCACAGGCAGAAUAGCAACAUGCAAGGACGAAUCAAAAAGGUCAAAAACGUGUGACAUGCUGGUUAUCCAGAUUCUUCAGGUCUUCUUUCACCAAUGUUUUCUACGAUCAUUUCCAUGCCGAGACUAGGUAAAAAAGACUUUCGUGUAAAUACCUUGCGAGGUAUUUCAAGGAGAAGAAGAAGCCAGCCUUCCAAGAUGAGAACUCCCAUGAGUAGGUACCAUGUUCCAAAGGCUCGAGCCCUGGAAGAUUAUUGAUUCUACGGGGUCUGGCCAGGAACAGAGUGCAAUUAGAAAUGAGGCGUCGUGCUCGAUAGAAACUGAUG
Molecule: messenger RNA, 1340 nt
Organism: Mytilinidion resinicola
Lineage: Eukaryota; Fungi; Ascomycota; Dothideomycetes; Mytilinidiales; Mytilinidiaceae
Product: 40S ribosomal protein-like protein S3
Exons: 4
Coding region: 64-861 (265 amino acids)
Biological process (GO): translation
Cellular component (GO): cytosolic small ribosomal subunit; nucleus
Molecular function (GO): RNA binding; structural constituent of ribosome
Source: RefSeq, a predicted model, not a curated record